This is a messenger RNA of Linum trigynum, 285 nucleotides long. The record is from the annotation of a GenBank genome assembly. Lineage: Eukaryota; Viridiplantae; Streptophyta; Magnoliopsida; Malpighiales; Linaceae.
AUGAGGGCCUUAGGCUUGCCGGUGCCGGGUUUCAGAGGAGCCUCGCUCACAAGCAAAACUAGUAUAUCGAACGAGAGAGAGGAUGUGACAAGGGCUGAGAUGCUGGUCGAUGACGCCGGGAGACUAGCAGGUGGCAGGCUUACACAGACCCUCCUCGGCCAAUUUGGCCAGAGGCCCCACCGCACAAAGGCGUUCGAGCUGCAUGCAGUGAUACCAAAGGGGACAGUGGAGCACUCUGCUGGGGAAACCGGUCCUUACGAGGAGAUUAUUGAGAGGGAAUUGUGA